UGGCUACUUGAACCACAUUAUCAGUUUUUUCACAUUUCAAGAUGCUUCGAUUCACAAAUACAUUAUUUAUAACCAUACAAUGGCCAACUUAUUUUGUUGCAUAACUGUGAUAUUCCUUGCCAUUGGGUCGUUCCAUUUUCCAGAAGUGCAGGCUAAACUGAAAAUUACAAAUGGAGAAGAGGUGACGCCGCAUUCCAUGCCAUAUGUCGUGGCCCUACAAGCAAUUAUCCAGGGAAAAGCCAUCCAGUGCGGAGGCUCUUUGGUUAAAACCAAUAAAAUCCUAACGGCAGCCUCGUGUGUCUAUGAAGCUACAAACGUCACAGUAACACUUGGAGCUCACAACUUGGACGAAAACGAGGAGACGCAAGUGAAGAUUGAGGUUACCAAUGUCACAAUCCACGAAAACUAUGAUCCUGAUAAACAUUACAACGAUUUGGCCGUCAUCAAUCUGGAUUCUCCGGUCGAACUAAAUGCUGCAAUGUCAACCAUUCCAACCCCCACCUUAUCCGAUAUAAUCGAAACCUACGCGGAUGAAUUGGGCAUAGUGGCAGGUUGGGGUAAACUGGACACCACAAACGCCACCUACUCGCCUGUGCUAAGAAAAAUGGACGCCACAAUUAUUCCAUUUUUGGCAUGCACUAUUUCCUACUUGGGUCAGGUGCAUAUGAACCAGAUUUGCACCACAGGUAUGCAGGAUGGACGGAAUAUUUGCACCGGAGAUGCCGGUAGUCCUUUGAUCGUGAAUGGAACACAAGUUGGAGUGGUGUCCUAUGGAAGCGUGUUGGGUUGCAACGUGGGUUUCCCAGGAGUACACACCAGACUGACCAGUUUCUACUUUUGGCUCGAAAAUCAUCUUCAAUAAGCAAACAAUAGAAUUAAAUGAAUAAUUAUUAAUAAA
Molecule: messenger RNA, 898 nt
Organism: Anthonomus grandis grandis
Lineage: Eukaryota; Metazoa; Arthropoda; Insecta; Coleoptera; Curculionidae
Product: brachyurin-like
Exons: 6
Coding region: 80-862 (260 amino acids)
Biological process (GO): proteolysis
Molecular function (GO): serine-type endopeptidase activity
Source: RefSeq, a predicted model, not a curated record